AUGCAGUUUGUAGAAGUCGUUCAAAAGGUCUUCGGUGACUACCAGAAGACCACUCCACAAAAGCUCAAAAUCAUUGAUGCUUACAUGUUCUACAUCCUGAUCACUGGAAUCAUUCAAUUCGCAUAUUGUUUGAUUGUUGGAACUUUCCCUUUCAACUCAUUCCUUUCCGGAUUCAUAUCAUGUGUUACUUCUUUCGUCUUAGCAUCUUGCCUCCGUAUUCAAGUAAAUGAUGAGAACAAAAGCGAAUUCUCGCACAUCUCUCCUGAACGUGCUUUCGCUGAUUUCAUCUUAGCUCAUGUCGUCUUGCACCUUGUUAUUGUUAACUUCCUCGGUUAA
Messenger RNA from Auanema sp. JU1783, 336 nucleotides. The record is from the annotation of a GenBank genome assembly. Lineage: Eukaryota; Metazoa; Nematoda; Chromadorea; Rhabditida; Rhabditidae.